Messenger RNA from Anastrepha ludens (Mexican fruit fly), 1338 nucleotides. RefSeq lists its product as uncharacterized. The transcript has a single exon. NCBI's taxonomy places the organism in Eukaryota, Metazoa, Arthropoda, Insecta, Diptera, Tephritidae. Gene Ontology annotation, molecular function: zinc ion binding; nucleic acid binding. Bases 1 to 1338 code for a protein of 445 amino acids. The record is from RefSeq and is a predicted model, not a curated record.
AUGAGUAAACCAAAGUCGGCUAUUUCAAGUCUCUCUCCAAGUAAGGAGAUGAUGGACUUAAAGUCUUUAAAGCGCCAGAGAACUGUUGCAAAAACCAGCAUAGUGCGCAUAAAAACGGGUCUCCUUGAAAAGACCAUGUCGCUAGAUCCAAUCGAAUUGGAGUGCCGACUCGACAUAUUGAACUCCCACAGCGAAAAACUCAUGAAAUGUCAGUCGAAAAUUGAGGAAAUCGACGAAGAAGACAUUGCCCGUGGAGAGUUAGAGGGCUUAAUUGUAGAAACAAAGUCCAUUAUAAAGUCCAUUCUGGCGAGAAAUAAAUCGUCAAUUGCCGAAACAUCUUUUACUGCACCUCACAGCUCGCGACUACCAAAAAUGUCGUUACCUACGUUCAAAGGAGAAUAUUCCGAGUUUAAAAACUUUAUGAGUCUGUUUGAGAGUUUCGUGCACAAUGAUCCCACAAUCCCGGAUAUUGAUAAAUUUAAUCAUUUAGUAUCAUGUCUAUCCGGUGAAGCCUUAGGCACAGUGAAGUCCUUCCAAAUGUCGGAAGAAAAUUAUCCAAAGGCGUUGGCAAGUUUGAGAAAGGUGUAUGACAAUAAAUGCCUGAUAUUCUUUAAUACAGUGUCUAAACUUUUUGAAUUGUCAAAAAUCCAAAGGCCUUCUGCGUCGUCUUUGCGAUCAAUGAUCGAUACAGUGUCUGCAGUAUAUGACUCCCUCUUAUCGCUGGGUGACGAUAAACUUAUUUCAAAUGCGAUGUUGAUUCACAUAGUCAUGUCGAAGGUUGAUCCCACUACUCGGUCAAAGUGGGAGGAGCAACUUGACUAUGAUAAACUGCCGCUUUGGGCUGAGUGUGAAGCUAUGCUAAACAAGAGAUACCAGCAUUUAUCAGCUGAAGAAGCUUCCUCAUCCCAACAAAGGCCAAACAAUGAAGAUACGCGUCAGAAAACAAAAAAUCAACAACUGCGACACUCAAAGAUAACAUUUAUCGCGACGAAUUCCAAACUGUCGACUUGUCUUCACUGUGGUUCUAAGGAUCAUUAUUUGACAGCUUGUCCAAAAUUCCAAGCACUUACUGCACUUAAAAGAUUUGAAUUAGCAAAAUCUAUUUCCCUGUGCAUAAAUUGCUUGCGCAAGGAACAUACGGUCUCAAAGUGCAAAGCAGAUCGCUGUGGUGUAUGCAACCGUUCGCAUCACACCAUGUUGCAUCAAUAUCCGAUCUCCUUUGAGACCGAGCCUCAACCUUCGACGUUACAGGCCAUGCAUAUUAGCAGCCUGUCUGACCGAGUCAUGUUAGCUACAGCCGUUGUUAAUGUAAAGGCCAGCUCCGGUGUUUACGUGUAA